This is a messenger RNA of Trichogramma pretiosum, 1795 nucleotides long. It is a transcript of the gene Rbsn-5, whose product is annotated as rabenosyn-5. The record is from RefSeq and is a predicted model, not a curated record. NCBI's taxonomy places the organism in Eukaryota, Metazoa, Arthropoda, Insecta, Hymenoptera, Trichogrammatidae. The transcript is spliced from 6 exons. Gene Ontology annotation, molecular function: metal ion binding. The coding region runs from base 141 to 1688 and encodes 515 amino acids.
CUGAACUCUGCGUGGAUUGUCCUGUUACUUUUGUUGAUGUUGUGAUAGUGGGUGUCUGUAUGACAGCAUAAAAAUUUCGUCUGCCUUUAACAUUUUCCGAAUCGAAUUGUUUAAUUCAAUAAGUAUUCAAAUUUUUCAUAAUGGCAGAAUCCGAACCUAUGGAAGGUUUUAUUUGUCCUAUUUGCAUGACCGAUUUUAAAACUCCUGUACUUUUGACAAAACAUUUCGAAGAGUAUCACAAAGAUGAUCCUGAAAUACUUCGCUCUCUCAAAGAUUUAUUUGGAAAGGCUAAAAAGAAAAUAUUAAAGCAAGACGAUGUAGGUGAUUAUCCAGAUGCUAUUAUAAUAAAAAAUCAUAAACAUAGCCUAGAAAUCGAUUGGGGUCCACAAGAUAUUGGUCACAUUAGAUCUCAUACAAAAUAUUUUAAAGAAAUUAGAAAUACAAGAUUGGAAAGAUUUACCACUGAAAAUAAUAAAUUACUAAUAAGACUGGAUAAACUUUUAAAUCAAUUGCCUACUGAUCCUAUAGAAAGAAAAGCUUAUGAGCAAGCUAUAGUCCCAUGGAUGGAUGACAAAGAUGCUAGAUUGUGUCUUACUUGUGCAAAAAGUUUUAAUUUAACUAGAAGGAAACAUCAUUGUAGACUUUGUGGAGUUAUGAUGUGUCAUGGUUGCAGUUUAUUUUUAUCAUUAGAAAAAGCUCGUAAAAUAAUUAGCCCAGUAUCGGUUACUCAAGAUGACUCAGCUCUCUCGCCAACAACUGAAAAUAAAAGUUUUACAAAUCGAUUUGUACGCACAGGAAUAGGUCUUACUAAACUUGUGCGAUCACCUUCAAGUGGUAGUCUCAACACUGUUCUCUCCAUGAUGAGUGAUUCCAAUGCAGAACAAUUUUUUAGAGUUUGUCAGCACUGCAUGAACUUACUUGAUUCUCAAGAAAGGUUGAAAGCUAGGCACUUUGAAAAACCUAUUGUCUAUCAAUAUUAUGAAAAAAUGCAGUCUCAAAUUAAAGAUGCUAACAAAUUGUUAGAUACUUACAACAAAAUGUGGCAGUCCCUCAAUGAAGGAGAAUCUACUUACAGAUUGGUUGAUGCACAAAUGGUCAGAGGCAAAAUUGCUAAAAUUGGUGAUAAUAUUGAUGUCAUCAGUAAAAGAAUAGCAACACUUGUAACUAUCAGCGAUGAUAGUUCGGCAAUGUUGAAACAAGAGUAUAGAUUAAAUCAAAUGGUACGAUCUUCAGCAAUGUUGUUUUUAAAAAAUAACUUAUUACGAGCGCCACCAGUUCCGACAGAAGAAGAGUAUGAAAAAAUCAAACGAGAUAGGCAAGAAAGAAUAAAAGCACAAAUAGCAUAUGAGAGACAAUUAGAGCAACAGCAACUGGAAAAGCAAAGAGAAAUACAAAGAGAAAGACAUCAAGAUCGCAGCAUUAUUAAAAGUCCUACAACCCCUACUAAUCAGAUGAUUCUGGAUCAGUCGCAAGGCUGGGGUACUUCAAAUCGGCCUACUGGAAAUAUGAUGAUUUCAUCUACUUCUAUAGAUCCGUUCGUUGAACAAAUGAGUAAUUUAAAAUUUUAUAUCAAACAAGCAAGAGAAGAAUGUAAGUUUGAAGAAGUUGCUACUUUAGAAAAAAAUUUGAAAGAACUCCAAAGUGCCUACUUUGCUAUGCAGCAAAAUGAUAAUAAUAGUCAAGAGUAAUUAUUGGAACAAUAUAUAUUAGCAUGACGUUCUUAGUAGAGUGUAUAUAAUAAUUAUAAUUUCGUUACUUUCAUUCAUAAUUUAUUUAAAAUUCUCUUAAUAUAUAU